Dioscorea cayenensis subsp. rotundata (Guinea yam) is the source of this 864-nucleotide messenger RNA. Its product is annotated as two-component response regulator ORR9-like. The transcript is spliced from 5 exons. Gene Ontology annotation, biological process: phosphorelay signal transduction system; cytokinin-activated signaling pathway. The record is from RefSeq and is a predicted model, not a curated record. NCBI's taxonomy places the organism in Eukaryota, Viridiplantae, Streptophyta, Magnoliopsida, Dioscoreales, Dioscoreaceae. Bases 219 to 746 code for a protein of 175 amino acids.
CCUCUCCCCACACUCCCUUUCUAUUUCAAAAGAAAGAUUUCUCAUUGAGAUUUGCACCAAAUCCUCUCCAAAUCUCCCCACUUUCUCCUUUCCUUCCUAUAUCAACCCCCCUCUUCUUUUCUUCUUCCUUUACCACUACCACCACCACCCAUUCCUUCUUCUUCUUCUUCUUCUUCUUCUUCUUCUUCUUCUUCGAGCAAAAGAGAAAAAAGACAAGCAUGGCCAUUGUUGCUGAUUCCCAGUUUCAUGUUCUUGCUGUUGAUGAUAGUCUCAUGGAUAGAAAGCUCAUUGAGAGACUACUCAAAACCUCUUCUUAUCAAGUGACAACAGUUGAUUCUGUGAGCAAAGCUUUGGAGUUUUUGGAUGGACAACAACAUGAAAUUGAAGUGAAUUUGAUUAUAACUGAUUACUGCAUGCCUGAAAUGACUGGCUAUGAUUUGCUCAAGAAAAUCAAGGAAUCAUCUUCUCUGAAAGACAUUCCUGUUGUCAUCAUGUCUUCAGAAAAUGUGCCUUCAAGAAUCAACAGAUGUUUGGAAGAAGGAGCAGAUGAAUUUUUUCUGAAGCCAGUGCAGUUAUCAGACAUGAAAAGAUUGAGACCUCACUUAUUGAAAGGGAAAUUUAAGGAACAAGAUCAAGAACAAGGAAAGGUGAUGGGUAAUAAUGGAAACAAGAGAAAAGCUACUGAUGAAGAGAUUUUACCAGAGAAGAGAAGGACUAGAUUUUCAACUAGUCAUUCAAUCUUGUGAUUUUUAUUAAUUUACUGAUAUAUAUAAGAUUUUCUUUCUUUUUUUUUUUUAAGGAAAAGUUUAUAUCUCUGAUAAAAUAGAGUUUCAAUGUUGUUUGUGUAAUCUUUUAGAAAUUCAA